GGGGAGGGGCGACUCCGAGUCGGCGUCCAGCUUAGGGCGCCCGCUCUCGUCACUGCAGCUGCUGACCGGGCAAGCGCCGUGCAAGCGGGCAGACGCGCCAGGCGACGACGCUCCACGGCUUGCCAUGGCCCAGGCCAAGGUCGGCAACGCCAAAAACAGUGGAGGCGGCGGCGACGAGGCAACCCAGCAAGCGGCCGCGGGUCAGCAGUCCCGGGGUCGCUUCUUCCGCUCCACCUCCAUGGCGGACCGCUCCAGCCGCUUGCUUGAGUGCCUGGACCAGCUGGAGCGGAGAGUUGAAGCUUUGCGUGAUGCUGCGGCUUCAAUGGAACAAGAAAAAGAAACUCUUCUGGAAAUGAUCCAUAAUAUACAGAACAGUCAGGAUAUGAGGAAUAUUAGUGAAGGUGAAAGAGAAGAACUUACUCUGACUGCCAAGCGCCUUAUGGGCCGAACCAUCACUGUUGAGGUUUCGGUAGAAACCAUACGAAAUCCUCAGCAGCAGGAAUCCCUGUUGCGGGCUACCCAGAUGAUUGAUGAAAUAGUCAAUAAACUCUUGGAUGAUUUGGAAGACUCAAAGAGCCGGUUAAUAUCACUUUAUGGCGCUUGUACAUCUGAGACACCAUCGGGACCUGUUAAUCAAAAAUUUCAGUCUGUUGUAAUUGGAUGCGCCAUAGAAGAUCAAAAGAAAAUUAAGAGACGGCUAGAGACUUUGCUUAGAAAUAUAGACAACUCCGAAAAGUCCAUCUUGCUUCUAGAAAACCAAAGAACAACUUCAAGGCAACUCUGCAACAAUGGAAAAGAUUAAAAGCUUUUGAUCCCCAUUAUGAAAAAGUAAAAUGUUUUCUUCAAAUAUACAAAAUCAAAGAAAUGCUGACA
Molecule: messenger RNA, 873 nt
Organism: Pseudonaja textilis
Lineage: Eukaryota; Metazoa; Chordata; Lepidosauria; Squamata; Elapidae
Gene: BAG2
Product: BAG cochaperone 2
Biological process (GO): protein stabilization
Molecular function (GO): protein-folding chaperone binding; adenyl-nucleotide exchange factor activity
Source: RefSeq, a predicted model, not a curated record